UUGUAUGUGCUUCAGAUGAACUAUAUUCGACUAGUGAGUCCUGGAGUUGGUGGAGGAGGAGGAGGAGGAGGCAGCGCCACACUCAUACGCCCAACACCUCCCACCAACAAGCCCAUUGCUCCUGCUGCCUCUCAGCCCAUCAAAAUUAAGGCUAUGCCCAUUGCUCCCAAUCAGACUAGGAACAAGCAGCGCGUGAUCAUCCCAGUGUCCGGCUCAGGCUCGUCCAAUGUGUCGGGUGGGAUGCCUCAGACCAACCUGACCCUCCCAGCCUCUGCCCUGCCCCCAGGAGUCCUUUCCAACACCCAGCCAGGUUCAGUGGUUAUGAUCCCAGCUCACUACAUGUCACAGCUUCAGUCAAACACUACAAGCAACAGCACAAUUCAAGCAUCAAACCAGAUUCCUCCAGGAACCAUCAUCCCACACACCACAAAGCCACAGCCUUCUCGCACAAUCAUUGAUGCAAAUGGGAUCAGACCAAGAAAACCUUGCAACUGUACAAAGAGCCAGUGUCUUAAAUUGUAUGUCGUGGUGGAAGAGUUGGUAGCCCUGCACAUGUCCAUCCGAGAAUUACGUCACAGGUGGGCACAAGCCGCAGUCAUUCGCCGGCGCCUCCCUGCAGUCUCAGGUAGCAGCGGCGAUGCGUAGUGCUGUUGCUUUGUACUGAGUGAGCGUGAAUGAACCCUCGUGACGAUAUAUGGUGAUGGACGUGUGGGCCUUUACGUUGUGGAAACAGAAGUUGAGGGGCGGGGAACACUUAAUGGGUGGAUGACCACCAUCAGGGCCGCCAUUCCACCGCAUUCAUGGCCACCCUACCCACGCUCAUCCAGUCACGUCCCCUUAGUGCAGCGCCCCUCAUCUGUAUGUAUGCUGAAGAGACACGGAAAAAUGAACACUCGUGUCUCUGUGAAAUAUUGUGCGCCAUAAAGUCUCUUGUCCUCUA
This is a messenger RNA of Scylla paramamosain (green mud crab), 940 nucleotides long. Its product is annotated as protein lin-54 homolog. Bases 16 to 645 code for a protein of 209 amino acids. The transcript has 5 exons. The record is from RefSeq and is a predicted model, not a curated record. Lineage: Eukaryota; Metazoa; Arthropoda; Malacostraca; Decapoda; Portunidae.